Rangifer tarandus platyrhynchus (Svalbard reindeer) is the source of this 4407-nucleotide messenger RNA. The record is from the annotation of a GenBank genome assembly. Lineage: Eukaryota; Metazoa; Chordata; Mammalia; Artiodactyla; Cervidae.
AUGGCUGGGCUCAUCAAGAAACAGAUCUUGAAGCACCUUUCCAGAUUUACCAAAAAUUUAUCUCCUGACAAGAUAAAUCUUAGUACCCUUAAAGGAGAAGGUGAACUGAAGAAUUUGGAGUUGGAUGAAGAGGUGCUCCAGAACAUGUUGGAUUUGCCAACAUGGCUUGCUAUCAACAAAGUUUUUUGUAAUAAAGCGUCAAUUAGGAUACCAUGGACAAAAUUGAAAACUCAUCCCAUCUGUUUGUCCUUGGAUAAAGUAAUAAUGGAAAUGAGUACAUGUGAAGAACCACGAAACCCAAAUGGCCCAUCACCAAUUGCAACUGCUUCAGGACAAAGUGAAUACAGCUUUGCUGAAAAAGUAGUUGAAGGAAUUACUGUUUCUGUAAAUUCUAUUGUCAUUCGCAUUGGAGCAAAAGCCUUUAAUGCCUCCUUUGAACUUUCCCAGCUAAGAAUCUAUAGUGUAAAUGCAAACUGGGAACAUGGAGAUUUACGAUUUACUCGUAUUCAGGAUCCACAGAGAGGAGAGGUGUUGACCUUUAAGGAAAUAAAUUGGCAGAUGAUCCGAAUAGAGGCAGAUGCCACCCAGAGCGCACAUCUGGAAAUUAUGUGCGCCCCUGUCCGCUUAAUAACCAACCAGUCAAAGAUCAGAGUCACGCUCAAAAGAAGAUUAAAGGACUGCAAUGUCAUUGCAACAAAGUUAGUUCUAAUAUUGGAUGACUUACUAUGGGUUUUAACGGAUUCCCAGUUGAAGGCUAUGGUACAGUAUGCGAAGUCUCUUAGUGAAGCAAUAGAAAAAUCAACAGAGCAAAGGAAGAGUAUGGCUCCUGAACCUGCACAGAGCUCUGCGGUAGCCCCAUCUACCCAGCAUGUGAAGACACCACAGACUUCAAAUGCUCCUGAUCUAAAUGACGCAAUUGUGAAACUGUUCAGUGACUUUGAUGUUAAAGAAACCUCCCAUCAUUUAGUGAUUUCUCAUCUAGAUCUACAUAUAUGCGAUGAUAUUCAUGCUAAAGAAAAAGAGUCAAACAGACGUAUCACUGGAGGGGCUAUGCAACUGUCUUUUACACAGCUAACUAUAGAUUAUUAUCCUUAUCACAAAGCAGGAGAUAGUUGUAAUCAUUGGAUGUAUUUUAGUGAUGCAACCAAAACAAAAAAUGGAUGGGCCAACGAGUUAUUACAUGAAUUUGAGUGCAACGUUGAAAUGCUUAAACAGGCUGUAAAGGAUCAUAAUGUAGGUUCACCUCCUAAAUCCCCAACACAUGCCUCUCCCCAGCACACACAAACAGAGAAAGAUUCAGCUCUUAAAGGGGCCUCCAAAAAGCCUUCAGCGUUAUCUCAACAAUCCAAAGUGAAGUUAAUGUCUAGUUCUGUUGUGGUUAGACUUGCUGAUUUCAAUAUAUACCAGGUCUCUACAGCAGAACAAUGUCGAUCUUCCCCUAAAAGUAUGAUUUCUUGCAAUAAAAAAUCCCUGUAUCUUCCACAAGAAAUGUCAGCUGUCUAUAUAGAGUUCACAGAGUAUUACUAUCCAGAUGGGAAGGAUUUUCCAAUUCCAUCUCCCAACCUUUAUAGCCAGCUGAAUGCACUACAGUUUACUGUGGAUGAAAGAAGUAUUUUAUGGUUAAAUCAGUUUGUGUUGGAUUUAAAACAAAGUCUUAAUCAAUUUAUGGCUGUGUACAAGUUGAAUGACAAUUCAAAAUCUGAUGAGCAUGUUGAUAUUCGAAUCGAUGGCUUAAUGCUAAAGUUUGUCAUUCCUUCUGAAAUGAAAUCUGAAUGCCAUCAAGAUCAACCACGUGCAAUUUCUAUUCAGAGUUCUGAAAUGAUUGCUACAAAUACAAGACACUGUCCAAACUGUCGGCAUUCUGAUUUAGAAGCUUUAUUUCAAGACUUCAAAGACUGUGAUUUUUUCAGUAAAACAUAUACCAGUUUCCCCAAAUCUGGUGACAAUUUUAAUAUUCUGCAUCCAAUCUUCCAGAGACACGCUCAUGAACAGGAUACCAAACUGCAUGAAGUUUAUAAAGGCAAUGUUACCCCCAAGUUGAAUAAACACACUCUUAAAACCUCGGCUGCCACGGAUGUUUGGGCUGUGUACUUUUCUCAAUUUUGGAUAGAUUAUGAAGGGAUAAAAAGUGGAAAAGGACGACCAAUAAAUUUCGUAGAUUCCUUCCCUCUUUCCAUCUGGAUUUGUCAACCAAAAAGGUAUGCAGUGUCACAAAAAUCACUGCAGACUUGUAAUCAAACUUCUCUAAAUACAUCACAAAGUGAAUCUAGUGAUCUGACUGGCCGAUGGAAGCGAAAAAAGCUCUUGAAGGACUAUUACAGUACAGAAUCUGAUCCCUUGACCAAUGGUGGUCAGAAACCUUCUUCAGAUACAUUUUUAAGAUUUUCUUCACCAUCAUCAGAUGCAGAUAUUCAUGUCUUGGUUCACGUUCAUAAACAUGUCAGUAUGCAAAUCAAUCACUACCAGUAUUUGCUCUUGCUUUUCCUACACGAGUCACUUAUUUUGCUUUCAGAGAAUUUAAGGAAAGAUGUAGAAGCUGUGACUGGUAGUCCAGCUAGUCAGACAUCUGUUUGCAUCGGAAUUUUACUUAAAAGUGCAGAAGUGGCUCUUUUGCUACAUCCUGUGGAUCAAGCAAAUACUCUUAAGUCUCCUGUUUCUGAAAGUGUGAGCCCAAUGGUUCCGGAUUAUUUGCCUGCAGAAAAUGGAGAAUUUUUGUCUUCAAAAAGAAAACAAGUUAGUAGUGGAAUAAAUCAGAUUAGAAGUAUAACUCUUAAUCAUAUGUCAGACAACAGAUCUAUGAGUGUUGACCUUAGCCAUGGCCCUUUGAAGGAUCCUUUGCUUUUUAAAUCAGCUAGUGAUACAAAUCUGCAAAAAGAUACUUCUUUUCUGGAUUAUGUAUCAGAUAAAAAUUUAGGGAAAAUAAGCGAAGAUGAAAGUAGUGGACUUGUUUGCCAAAGUGGCUCAGGAGAAAUUGGAUCAGAAACAAAUGGCAAAAAGGAUUCAUCUUACACAGAUUCAAAUAGUAUCUUAAACUACAGAGAAGAUUCAAGUAUACUGUCAUUUGAUGAUGGUGGUAAUCAGAACAUACUUUCAAAUAGUUUAACUAGUAAAAGAAGUGAAACCAUAGAGUCAAUCUUUAAGGCUGAAGAUUUGCUUCCAGAAACAGCUUCACUGUCUGAGAAUGUGGAAGUCAGUAAAGAAGAAGCACCCACCAUCAGAACACUUAAAUCACAGUCAUCCUUAAGUGGAAAGCCUAAGGACCGUUGCCCAUCCAACUUGGCUCCACUCACUGUUUCUUGUAAGAACAUGAGAAGAAGCCCCUCACAAACCUCCCUGGACACCAUUUCACUUGACAGCAUGAUGUUGGAAGAACAGUUAUUAGAAAGUGAUGGAAGUGAUAGUCAUAUAUUUUUGGAAAAAGGUAUUAAAAAGAAUUCAACUACAAAUUACCCGAGCCCAGCAGAUCAGACAAAUGCCAGUGCAAACCUGCAGAAUUAUGGUGAAACCUCUCCAGAUGCCAUCAGUACAAAUUCAGAGGGUGUUCAAGAAAGUCAUGAUGACCUGAUGUCAGUUGUGGUAUUUAAAAUUACUGGUGUUAAUGGGGAAAUUGACAUCCGAGGUGAAGAUACGGAAAUCUGUCUUCAAGUGGACCAAGUGAUACCAGAUCAGUUAGGCAAUAUCAGUUUACGGAAUUACCUUAGUCAUCGUCCAGUAGGUUCGGAUCAUAAAGCUGUAGCUCAUUCUAAAUCCUCUCCUGAGAUUACUCUGAGAUUUGAAAGUGGGCCUGGUGCUGUAAUACACUCUUUGCUUGCAGAAAAGAAUGGAUUUCUGCAAUGCCAUAUAGAAAACUUUAGCACUGAGUUUCUUGUGUCUUCUCUUAUGAAUAUUCAACAUUUUUUGGAAGAUGAAACAGUUGCAACAGUGAUGCCAAUGAAAAUACAAGUUUCUAACACAAAAAUAAAUUUAAAAGAUGACAGUCCUCGUAGUAGUACAAUAUCCCUUGAACCAGCUCCUGUGACUGUUCAUAUUGAUCAUCUUGUGGUAGAGAGAAAUGAUGAUGGCUCUUUUCAUAUCAGAGAUUCUCAGAUGCUUAACACUAGAAAUGAUUUGAAAGAAAGUGUCAAAAGUGAUUCCAUGCUGCUCACCAGUGGAGAAUGCGAUCUGAAGAAACACCACAGGGUCACUCAAGCCACUCAGACGAACCCAGGAGCUCCUUGGCCUUCGCAGUCAGCCAGCUUUCCUGAGCGCUGCUUCGACUUUACUAGGGAACAGCUCAUGGAAGAGAAUGAAUCACUUAAACAAGAAUUGGCUAAAGCUAAAACGGCUCUUGCAGAAGCUCACUUAGAAAAAGAUGCUCUUCUCCAUCAGUUGAAUAUCAGGAGUGGCAGCCAGAAACUCAAGUUAUAG